Molecule: messenger RNA, 1188 nt
Organism: Athalia rosae (coleseed sawfly)
Lineage: Eukaryota; Metazoa; Arthropoda; Insecta; Hymenoptera; Athaliidae
Exons: 4
Coding region: 152-823 (223 amino acids)
Source: RefSeq, a predicted model, not a curated record
UCUAAGGUUAGGUGCAUACGUUCGUGCACAGAUUUCGUUUCACUUCAGCUUCAGUCAACGACUGAACAGAAGAGGUUAAAGGUCGGGUGUAUUGAAUUAAGUUGGAUCUCUCUCGUGAUCUGAAACCGAUUCGUAGAAAUUCAGUCAAAGAAUGAGUGAAACAUCAAGGCGUCGAACCAGAACCUAUUGUAAAGGGUUUCAUCCCAGUACCUCGUGGACUGAAGAUGAAAAGCUGGUGUUGUUGGAUAGCCUAAAGAAGUAUGGUCAUACAAACAUUGCCUCUAUCGCCAGCACCUUACCAACAAAAUCUCUCGCCGCGGUCAGAUCAAUGAUAAAUGUUACUAUGCAAAGUGUACGGCGUGAUAUGCAGCAAAUUAAUAAAUCACCCAUAGAUCAGUGGCUGGACAAAACUUGCAUGGAUGACACAAACCAGGUCAUUUCCAAGGCUUUACUUUAUAUAUCAAUGUUUGGAAACCAUCCAUGUCCCAAAGAUGCAGAUGGCUUCAAUUUCAGAGAUGCCUACAAUUUUUUAUAUCGCAUGACGUGUGGUGAUGCCGUUGUUACCCUUCCUCCAGCUACGCGGAAAAGAAUCUAUGCUAUCAUAUCUAAAGUCGUUAGUAAAUUGAGAUUGAGACCUACCCGAAAACUAUUGCAAUCUAUUAAUCAUCGGCAGCAGCAUUUUAACAGCCAUAAAGUCUCUGGUCGCACAAAUAGCACUAAAACAAGAGUGGGCCCCUGCAAAUUACUCGAUGACUUAAAUGUAUUUAUGGUACCGCAUGAACAACUUUUCAUGGAGCCUCUGGAUUCGACGAAUCAAGAGUGAUGUCUAUCUCCUCCAGGAACAAAUUCUAUGCACAUAUAGUUGCUUUGUUUGCUAUUUUCACUGCUGAUGAUGACAUUAUGGACCAACCCUGUGAAGAAGAUGAAGAUAUUCCAUAUGGAAGUCAAUUGUUGGAUUAUCAAAGACAUCACACAUAUAUUAGAAAAGUGCAGGCAUGCUAAUAUUUCUUACACUAGCAAGAGAUGAGACUGCUGUAUCAAAAAAUUCUUGUGAUGAGCUUCUGGGUGGUGCAUCCAUUUGAUAACCAAAACCCCCAUACUUUCCCCCUUGGUUGGGUGGUAUGUUUCUGAAUGCAACAAUCUGAUUAAUAUAUACCAUGGGAGCAAAUAAACAUUGAAAUAAUUUUA